Messenger RNA from Selaginella moellendorffii, 916 nucleotides. Its product is annotated as RWD domain-containing protein 1. The transcript is spliced from 11 exons. Bases 67 to 807 code for a protein of 246 amino acids. Gene Ontology annotation, molecular function: protein binding. NCBI's taxonomy places the organism in Eukaryota, Viridiplantae, Streptophyta, Lycopodiopsida, Selaginellales, Selaginellaceae. The record is from RefSeq and is a predicted model, not a curated record. Gene Ontology annotation, biological process: cytoplasmic translation.
AUUUCUUCAAAAACCAUGAAUACCAAAAACCCUAAUUUGUUUUGGCUGCCCCAGAGCUAGCGAUCGAUGGAUUACGCUCAAGAACAGGAAAUGGAGGUUGAGGCGCUGCAAGCCAUUCUCAUGGAUGAUAUUCAAGUGUUAGAGACGGACGGGCUUGACACUCAAAGUCCGUCGUACCAGAUCAAAAUAACAUCGGAGAUAUAUGAAUCUCUGUGCAGGAUGAGGGGGAGACUGGUAAAUCUAAUCUUUGCACACACACCAAACUAUCCUGACGAGCCACCCCUUUUGGAUGUCCGUGGUGGCAAGGGCGUCAGGGACAGCGAAGCUAAAGAGCUCAAACAAAAGCUCCAAGCAGAGGCCACGGAGAACCUCGGAAUGGCCAUGAUGUACACACUGGCUACUUCAGCAAAGGAAUGGCUGUCUCUAAGGUUUGCUCAAGAAGACGAAGGGAGCGGGGAAGAUGAAGAAGAGGCACCUGGAAUAGACGAGGUCGUGGAGCCGCAUGGGGAGGUGGUAACUGUCGAAACGUUUGUGGCAUGGAGAGAAAGAUUUGAGGCCGAGCUAGCCCUUGAGAGAGCCAGGUUGAUGCCCGAGUCGGCUCUCACCACCACCAAGGACAAGCGGCUGAGCGGGAGGGCCUGGUUUGAAAGUGGUCGAGCUUCAGCUGUGAGAGUUGGCAAACCCGUGGCUGAAUCGAGCGAAGAGGAGGCAGAAGAGGACAUUGACUUCGAUGCCGAUUACGAUGACGAAGACUUGGACGAGGACGACAUGCUAGAACACUACCUGUCUCAGAAAGCUACCAUCUAAACAGAAUGGGAGCAACAUUUUAUUAUCAUGGUUUGUAUUUUUCUUCUUUGUCUUGGUGGGGGAAGGGAGCGAAUUUUUAAGUACAUGAGAAGUCCCGUACUUCAAAGAA